CCCCUCCAGCAGCACCCACAUUAUAAAGGGGCCACCAAGCGCCUGGCCGGGAACCUACCAGGUCAGCGCUUGUGACUCCGAAUCCCCAGCUGCGAGAUUCUCAUCCUAUUCGGACCACCACAAUGGUGGCCUUGGGCGCCUCCCUGCUUCGCACCGGGCGAGGGCGCUUCUGUCUGAAAGCCGUUGUGACUGCACCCAAGACUCCAUUCUUCGGUUGGCACAUCCGCUUUGCCUCCUCGGCCAUCAAACCCCCACCAUACCAAGCACCACCGAAACAGAAGCCCAAGUCUGUGGCCCCUAAAGAACCAAGCUACCUGUUCCCUGGUACCUUGGCUCAAGUCAACGACAACUAUCAACUGGACCUUUUUGACCGGAAGGGCCAAUAUUUGGGCAUCUUCCCGCCGAGCGACCUGGAGAGCCUUUAUGUUGUCCAUCCAGGCGAUACUCGGUUCUGUAGGCUUUCAGACGGCCGCACAUUAUGUUACGCCGAUUAUGGCAGCCAAUCUGCCAACGCUCCCGUGCUCGUCCCUCUGCAUGGAAUGCCCGGCGCAAGACUUUGGGGACCUCGCUUUGUUCGUUGGGCUGAAAAUAGAGGCAUUCGCGUCAUCUCAAUCGACAGGCCCGGCUAUGGGCAUAGCACGCCCAACGACGAUAUGACAAGGUUGGACCUCGCCCACGAUCUGGAGGAACUACUCGAUGCCCUUCAGGUCAACCACUUCUACGUUUACGGUGUAAGCGCCGGGGGGGCCUAUGCGCUGGCGUGCGCCCGCUACUUCCCCCGUAGUAGACUCCGCGCAACCGGAGUCAUGUGUGGGCAAAAUCCUCACGGCCCAGGUGUUUAUGAUACAUUUAACCCGCUCGCAUGGAAGUUGAGCCAUUUCCUGGCUCGGAACUUCAAAGAGCUGUGGAAACUACACUCCGGAUUCAGACACCGUAAAAUCUAUCGCAUCGUUGCGCAAAGAUAUUGUGUCGAUGACCAUACAAUACAAAGAAUGGUGGCGAAACACACUGGCCUCACACCGCAAGAGAUUGAAGAAGCGGAGGCGGCAUUUGAGGCCUUGAAGCGCGCUGAGAUCUAUCGGCAGAUGGGAGUAGGUCGUCUGGUCGAUGAAAACAACGCUAACUGGGGGUUUGAUCUGUCCGAGAUCGAAUCGAACCCUAUUUACAUUUGGCAUGGGACAAUAGACCGGAAUACCUCGUAUACAGGGGCUCUUUGGAUGAAAAAUCAAAUCAAACGAAGCAUAGUCCACUUCUCGGCAGCGCCGGGAAAGGAUCACUAUUCGGCACAGAAUCAUAAGGCCUCUAUCCAACGGCUAUUAAAACACUAAUUAAAAAUCGCCCGCUGAGCAUACAGGCCGUCGCACCAUCAGUUCCGGACCUGAACCACUGGGGGGUGUCUCUUCGUUGUGUGUUGGUGCAGUCAGUCUCUCGUGAAAAGGCUGCUUGGACUUGGUGUGAACAGAACAAAAACACCUGUCGGCGGGAUUCUCCAAACACCGUUCAUGUGCAGUUAUAGCAC
This is a messenger RNA of Westerdykella ornata, 1519 nucleotides long. RefSeq names its product alpha/beta-hydrolase. The transcript has a single exon. NCBI's taxonomy places the organism in Eukaryota, Fungi, Ascomycota, Dothideomycetes, Pleosporales, Sporormiaceae. The record is from RefSeq and is a predicted model, not a curated record. The coding region runs from base 123 to 1328 and encodes 401 amino acids.